AAAGGGGCAAAAGACGGCAGACGAUGGGCUGCAAGACCGUUAGGAGGGAUCUGGCCACUGCAUGUGUGGCGAGGAUGGAGAGGAUCUGGCUGCGGGAUGGAUAAGUGGGCAUCAGCGGGUCGGCGGUUCGAGGAGGUCUUCUGAUGGCGAAACGACACUGCUCGCGUCAAGAGCAGGUAAGAGAGAGGGCGGGAGGCAAACAACAAAGAGAAACCGCGACCCAGGCUGCGCUUUGUCGUGUUUGCCUCAGCAGGAGGAUGUCGAUGGGAUGUUGGUUGACGAUGAUGAUGAUGGGCUAGUGAUGGAUAGCGAUGACAUGGACACACCGAACCAUGGACAGCAGGUGCGCCGACACCCUCAGACCACCUAUCUGCAUCGAUAUCCACACACAAGUUCAACCAAACACAUGGGGCCGCCUGCGUGUGGUGGCUCGUUGCUUCUGCAGUCCUCUGGAUGUUCGCUUCCCCUGUGGACAAUCCCGCCCGACACUCUCUCUACCAUCGUCGGCCCUUUGCUAGGGACGCAGUACAUCAUCGGCACCCUCUCGGUCAUACGCAAGGCAUUCGCGACCAUCGCAACAGACCCCUCCACCCACCUCUUCGUCCACGUCCAGACCGCCAAGGCCAUCCACCUGACCGACAUGCAGCUCAGCGUAUGGCUCACCCGACUGAGCAAGACCAAGCGCGCCGUGCUGCUCUGCCCGGUGACGGAGAGCAUGGUGCGUCUGGUGGAGAGCAUGCGCAACACUGUGGCCUACCUCGAGAUGGAUGAGCCGGCCGGACGACUGCGCUGUCCGUCCAGGCAGCCAUCGCCAUCCGGCCGUCGGGAGGAGUCGCGGAUGCAGUUUGCGGCGCUGGAGGAGGUGUGUGUGGGAGGCGAAUGGGUGCGGGUUGCUCGUACCUACGGAUGGGCACUGAGGUGACUGACACGACGCACCGCGGGCGCGUUCAUACAAUGCCGCACACGUUUGUUGGUUGUGCGCCGUUUCAGGUCGCUUGUGUCGCUGAGCAUUCGCGACGGGCCGUUGACGGGCCGGUCGUCGUUUGCCUCGGGUUGCUACGGCAUGUACUGGCGGAGAUCCGCUUCGGCGCUUCGGUCGCUGACAUACGACGACAGCGGAUGCUGGGACUUCAGUCGCAGCCGCGCCCAUCCCGACCAUCUGGCGCAGCUUCUGCGGCCAACCAACUCCGUGCCUCACCUGCACGCCCUCAAGUGAGGAGCAUGAUAGAACCGAAACACGCGCGUGUAUGUGUAUCCACUUAUUCUCUUCUCUCUCAGGCGCCUGCGCUUCACCAGUCAGCAGUCGUGCUUCACCCACGGAGGCACACAGCUGCUGGCUCAGCGGGGCCUCAGGCUGGAGGAGGUCGACAUCGCCCUGUCCCCCGGAUACCUGUCGACCCAAAACAUCAAGGUACGAUCUUCAUCCACAAGGCGACAACCCCUCACGCAUUUAUCAAGACACAGUCCUCUCUCUCCCUCUGUGUCUGUCUGUCUGUCUGUCUGUGUGUCUGUGUCUGUGUGUGUCUGUGUGCGGCGUGUAGGAUGUCGAUGACUUUCGCCGGCUGUGCCUCGCGCCCAGCGGCACCGAGGACUGGAGCAGGAGCAACAUCAUGUUCGAGCUGCCACUGCUGUGGCAAAACGUGCCCACGGAGCCGGUGUGGUGGGCGAACGGGGCGUCCGUCCCCACCGUCCAACUGCUGGCCUCUGCCGCUACUCAUGUCGGCUUCGGUACAUACUGGCCUGCAGGCGAGACCUUCCCCGCACUCUACAGCACACUAGCGUCGCUCGUUUUUUGUCGAGCGCAAGAGCUGAUACUCUUUCUUUCCUCCCCGUCCACAGACAUACCCGAGGCCGUGGUGGCAGACGUGCCGCGCCUCUUGCCGUGCGUGAGGCGGGCAGAGCUGCUUUUCGAGCACCUGGCUGACCUGUCCGUGCAGAGAAUGCUGAGUCAGCUGCCGAUGCUCGAGGCGCUGGUCAAUACGUUCUGUGUGGUUGAUUAUGUGGGUGAGGUGGAGAUGUGCAUGUGGGUGGACCAGACAGAGAAGGACAGGCCGAUAGAUGAGCGCGUUCACCGCAUCAUCGUCCACUCGCACUUGCACUACGAGCAAGGCGACACAGAGAGUUUCGACUUCUACUGUGGCGAGACAGUUUGGAACUGUGUGCAGGCGAUUGGCGUUUUCCCUCGCCUAGACAGCAUCGAUGUCGACAUCACGGUGGAGGGGCAUCUUGCAGGGGGCGACAUAGUGAGCAUGCUGCAAGAGGUCACAACGUGCCGUCCUGACUUGGCGGAUGACCAUCAGGUAGCUUUUCACCUCGUGCUGCAUGACCAUGGCUUUGAGAUGGUCGAGCUGCCCCGGCUGGCAUUCGACUGUCGUGUGGAGGUGCGGCGGCUGGGCCUGCCCGUCCCCUCACAGAAGCGCAUCACUGACUACUUCUCUGUGGCCAACCAGUGAGACAGACAUCGGCUGGGGGGCACAGCACAGAUAGCAGCCUGUGUGUCUAGUGGGUGGGGCCGGGCUGUACAGAUGGGCUUGUGGGCGGGAUAUACUUGGUUGCGCGUGUCAAUCCUUUCUGCGUGCUCUUUGUGCAUGUGCGUGUGGGCGGUCGGUGUCUCACCCAUCAGCAUCCCGCCAGCUGCAGGUGGGUGAUGAAGCGACUGCAUCCGACGCCCAUGCGCAAGGGGCCGGUAUUCGUG
Messenger RNA from Vitrella brassicaformis, 2695 nucleotides. Lineage: Eukaryota; Vitrellaceae. The record is from the annotation of a GenBank genome assembly.